UUCAUUUCAAAGUUAAGAUUUUAAAUCAUUCUUAACACGCCAUGGCUGUUGCAGUGAUCUCGUAACUGAAGUUAUCUUUCGCCACAUUUCUUUACAGAAAAGAACACCAUUAGAGAGCUCUUGGAAACUAAGGUACAUUCUACCUGAUUAGUUGAAACUAACCAAUUAAUCAGUCAACUUACCAAGCUGUCUAGCACUCAGAUAAUCAAGUUACUAAGUCAUCAAGCUACCCAACAGUCCACCAUGUACUCUUUAUUCAGAAGGAGUACCCUUAUUAAAAAAGGGUUUCAAUCGACCGAAAUAAAGCAUGAAAUAAUUUUUAAUUCCUAUGAGGAAAUAGAAGAGAAACCAUCUCUUUUGGAGGGCGAUCAUGAAGACAUGAGUAACAAGCUGUACAGUUUCCACAAUGGUAUGGUUUACUUGAAACAGGUUGAAUGUCCCUCUCGGAGACAUGCUGUGGCCCCUGAUGGUGAGAUUCCUAAUUCAGUGGUUCGCAGAACGAAGGUUGUCAAAGAGGUUAUUGAAGAGAAACCUAAGGAUAAGCUAAUGUCUGGAGUUUGGAAAAUAGACAGACCGAUUGAUGUUGAUGCUGCUCAGCUUGGAGAGUCUCUGAUCAGUGUAAUUGAUCCAAGCAUUAUGACCGCGUCCUUGGAUGAAAUUAAAGCAAUGAGUGAAGAACUAUCAACGGCUGAACGUGGAAGAACUACUGACGACAAAGCAGAAAUGUAUCCAAAUCUUGCACUCCCUGGAUGGCAGAAUUCAAAACUGCACAAAAUCUGUCAGAAAUUAUUCGCGGAACCGACUUUUAAACUUGCUCCAGAUGCAGAUUGGAAUGCAGUUUUUGAUCGUUUAAUUGCCAUGCUAGAUACCAAAGAAUUUCCAGUUUUCUCCACAGCUUGCAAGUAUUUGGUCGAAUUAAACAAUUGCCAUGCUAUUUCUGAAGACUAUAGGAAAGAUGUGGGUAUUAAACUUUACUCAAGGCUGAAACCAAAGGAAGAUCCCAAUAUCAAGAUUGCUGCAUUAAAAGCUAUUGGAGCUAUGGAUUUAAGACGAGAGCAAGAUUAUGACUUGAUCAAAGAGAACAUAAAGUCUGAUGAUAUUGAUGUGUCUACUGCUGCAGUAGAGCUGAAAAUAUUGUUUAAAAUCCCAGAUGAUGUCAGAGAGGAAUCAAAGCCAAAAGUGGAAGUUGCAGUUAGACAAAAGCUACCAAGGAAGCAAUUGUCCGGAGAAGCUGGCAGAUUACAGAGAAUGUCAAGGGGUAUUGAAUCUCAAAUGCCAAAAACCAAGGUCAAAGCCGAAGGAGGUCCUGAUCAAAAACCUUUUGCGGGAACUGGAACAGAAGUUGACUCUGCUAAAUCAAAAGAGAGAAAAACAGCAGGGGAAGACAAGGAAAGGACAAAAGGAAUUCAGAAACCAGGAAAAAAAGAAGUAAAAUUAGUAGCAAUGGAAAAAGGAAAACAAAAAGAUUAUAAAGGAAAAAUAUCUGAAAAAGAAAGAAAAGUACAAAUAGAAACAACAGAGAAAGAAGAAUUAGAAAGAAAAAAAGCAGAAAUAUUAUCAAUAGAUGAGGAAAUAUUAGCACAGAAGGAAUCCAGAAAAUUAACACUGGCAGACAUUGAACAUUUGCUUCAGAAAACAGAAUUGGAAGGGCUGACAGAAGAAGAGGAGGCAAGACUUGCAGAGCUUGAAGCAAAGAAUCUGGAAACUGAAAUGGCUUUAAAAUUGAAUAAAGAAAAAAGAAAGAGAUUAGCAGCACAAAUACCUAGUUCAGUAGAUGAGGAAGCUGAGAGUUUGACAAGGGAAGAAGUUGAGAGUUUGACAAGGGAAGAAGUUGAGAGUUUGACAAGGGAAGAAAUGGAGAGUUUGACAAAGGAAGAAGCUGAAGAAUUAAUGAGGGAAAGAGCUGAAAUAAUGGCUGGGACGGAUGAAGAUCGACUUUUGGCUGAGAAAGAAGGAUUUGAAAGAUUGUCAGCAGAAGAAAUUGAGGGUUUGGAAUAUGUGGAAGAUGUUCAGAGUUCAGCAAGAGAUGCAGAAUGGAAAAAAGCGUUAGCUUCAAAAAAUUUCUCACAAGGAUUGGAAAGUGAUGUUUACGAUGAUGAUGAUGUAUCCUUUCACCACCCUACAGACAUGAUUCGGAAAUCACUUACUAAUUCUAUAUUCUCAGUACCUAUUAAAAUGUAUAAGAUCCACAAGGCUUUGAGACAUAAAGCUCAGCAAAGGGGAGAAGCUCCCCCAGAAGAGACUGAGAAGAAAGUUGUUAAACGUGAAAAACCCAGACCACCCAGUAUACCAGAUUAUGAACCAAAAAAAGUACCAGGAUAUUUAGUUAGUGAUGCUUUCAAGAAACCGGAUAAAUCACGUGAAAAAUUCUUUAAGAGGUCUUUCCUAUCAAGCCGUGCUGCACCAACACCUACACAACGACUUGUUGCUCAUUUAGAUGAGCCAUCAAAAAAUCACAGAAAAUGCUUUGAGUUAGAAAGUGCACAAAAUUUGCCAACUGUCCUGUCAGCUCAUGAAGUCGAAACACCAGUAGUGGGAGAAUCUGUGUUUCAUGCUAAAAUGCCACAACAGACAGACCAACCAGUCUAUAUUAUCGUUGAGGAUUACCAGCCACCUGAUGUUCCAAGUGAAGCACUGGAGGCAAUGCAAGAAAUAGCUGAAGAGCCAGAUAGUGAAGAAGAAUCGCAGGCAAAAGAUGAAACAGAGUCAGGUGCUGCACCACAAAUAUCAGAAAGUCCAUCUGGUGAAGAAGAAAUAGAUAAAGAAGAGAUAGUGCCAUCUAUUGGAGAAAAAAAGAAAACAAAAGGCAAAUUAAAGAAAGUUUCUGUGGAGAAAGACAAAAUGGCUGCUGCACCUGCUAAACAAAGAGAAAGAGAAGAUGAAGAAGAAGAUGAAGAAGAAGAAGAUGUAGAAGGAGAAAAAGGAAAGAAAGAAGGAGAAAAAGGAAAGAAAGAAGGAGAGGAAAAAGAAAUGGUAGCGGGCGAUAAAAAAGUUCCUAGGAAGAAAGACAAAGUUGCUGCUAAAGAAGAAGGAAAGGAAAGAGAGGACAAAGAAAUGGAAGAAGGUGUUAAAAAAGUUCCAAGAAAGAAAGAUAAAGUUGUUGCACCUACUAAAGAGGGAGAAGAAGAAAAAGAAGGAGAGGAAGAAGAGAAAGAAGGAGAGGAAGAAGAGAAAGAAGGAGAGGAAGAAGAGAAAGAAGGAGAGGACAAAGAAAUGGUGGAAGGUGUUAAAAAAGAACCUAGGAAGAAAGAUGAAGUUGUUGCAUCUAUUGAAGGAGAAAAAGAAAAAGGAGAGGAAGAAAGAGAGGAAGAAGGGGAGGACAAAGAAAUGGUCGUGGGUGUUAAAAAAGAACCUAGGAAGAAAGAUGAAGUUGUUGCAUCUAUUGAAGGAGAAAAAGAAAAAGGAGAGGAAGAAAGAGAGGAAGAAAGAGAGGAAGAAGGGGCGGACAAAGAAAUGGUGGUGGGUGUUAAAAAAGUUCCUGUGAAGAAAGACAAAGUUGCUGUUUUACCUGUUGAAAAAGAAAAAGCAGAGAAAGAAGGAAAGAGAGAAAGAGAGAAAAAAGAAAUGGUGGUGGGUGAUGAAAAAGAAGAGCCUGCAGAGAAAGGCAAGGGAAAGAAAGGUGAAAAAGGUAAACGAAAAAAGAUGGCUGCAACACCAAAGCCAGAAAUGCCAUCGAUUUCAGGAGAGUGGAAGCCAACACAGAGUUCAUCAGCUCCAGAUAUGCUAGAAGGUAGAGUACCAGUUGCUUCAGAAGAACCAACCACUACAAAGGGCAAAGUAGAAUCAGUUCCAAUUAUAAAAGAAAGAGAUGCACAAUCACCACUAACACUGUCUGGAGAAAGUCAAGGAAUUGCAGUGCAAGGUGCUGCACCACAAAUACCAAGAAAGCCACUCAAAAAAGAAAAAGCAAAAUCAAAAGAAAAAGAAGAUGAGGAAAUAGAGAGUUUGAUGCCAUCAAAAAAACGGGUUCCUGGUAAGGGAAGUGUUGAUCUAGAACCCUUGGAAGAGAUUGCUGAACUUUUAUCAGAAAGUGAAAUGGAAUUACGUAACCUUAUUAAAACAAAAGGCAGUAGAAAGGAAAUUAAGUUGACGAUUCAAAAAAAUCGUAAACUGAUCUAUGACCUCAUGACAAAACAGAAAAAGAGAGAAGCAGCACUUACAGAUGCUAAGUGGGUAAAAGAAUCAGAACGGAUAGUUUCAGCUUCAGAAGAAAGAGCAAUGGCAUGUGAAAGGUAUAAAAUGUGGGCUCAACAUAAAGAGAAUCCUGUGUUUGAAUCAAUGGAGCCAUCAAUAUCUGCUCUGGCUAAUAUUAGAUUAGUUACGUUAUCUGAUAAACCACAUGAAAAAGAUGAAGAAUUUAAACCAAGUUUUCCAAUGAAAAAACCUUAUGAAGCAAUAGUAAGAAAACCACCGAGCUCCUUGAUGCCACCCUUAUUAAAAGAGAAAUUCCUACCAAUUUCAGAAGACAAAAAUUACUCAGACAAAGAAUGGCAACACCUAAUUGCUGAGAAACAAGAACAAUUGUUAAGGAAACAAUUAGAUUUGGAAUGGAGGAAAGAAAUGAGGGAAAUGGGCAGAAAAGAUGACCAGAUGAAAGAAAUAUUUAGUGAAGAGGAAAGUGAAAGUGAAAAAGAAGAAGAAGAAGCAUUAAGCUUAGAAGAGCUAACAGAAGGAUUAAUAUUGGAGCCUGGAGCUGAAUUUACAAGGAAGGAUAAAGUUUCAAAGAAACGUGGAAAGAAAAUUUCUGAUGAUGAGUGGUUGCUUGACUUAGAACAACAGAUCAAAAGGAAAACAAAAAAGAAGCCUUCAUCUGAGGAAUAUUCAAUGGAAUCUCGGACUCCUGAAAAGUUAGUUGCUAGGAGUGAUGCAGACAUGAGCUCAAUAAAAGCAGUAAUGCCAUCUUCAAUAUCACCAUAUUUACUUGACUAUCAGCAAUUCAGUAGAGCUCAACAUGAAUUAAAACACAAGAAAGCAAUGGAAAGAUUGAAAUAUAUAGACGAUGUCCAGUUAGCUCCAAUGAGUGAUGAGCUAUAUAGAGUGACAUGGGAAAAGUCAUUUGGUAGUGCUAAAGAACCUAAAGAUAAAAUAAAAUUACCUAGGAUCAAGUAUUUGGUAAAAGCAUCUCCCAAAAGAUCUUUUACAUCUGUAAGAAGAGAGUCAUUUACAUUAUAUGGAAAAGAACUAUAUCCAUCACUUUGUGAUGAGGCAAUAUUUAAUCCUCAAAGGGAGACCCAAUUGUUGAUAGAACGAGAGAAGAUUUUUUCCAAAAAGAUAAAAAAGCCUUUAUCAGAGACCAUGAAGAAGUAUAAAGGCGUAUAUGAAGAAACAAUUCAAGAAAAACACCCAACAGAAAUUGUGGGACAUGUCAGAUAUACAAAAUGCUUGCCAGUGAUCAAAGAUUCAGGAAAAGUUAUUGAUAGUAAACCUGCACCAAAGGGUGAGAUCAAACAACCACAGAAAAUUCCAGGUGGUCUUCAGUAUUAUAAUCUGUUCCUGUCAGAAAAGUUUAAUGCUUAUCGGAGGCAGAGUGAUUAUCUUGCUCAGAAAUCUCAGAUGAAAUCAUACAAGAAAUAUUCCAGACCAGAAUGGUACCCUGAAGACAAGAAACUAAUGUACAGCCCAAAUUACUAUCAGCAACUUGAGAAGACACCAGAAGAUCAUCGCAGGCCGCAUAGUACCAUCUACUGAAAUAUGUAACACAUUAUAAAUAAAAAGCAGAAACACCUAUGCUCAAA
This is a messenger RNA of Octopus bimaculoides (California two-spot octopus), 5735 nucleotides long. RefSeq lists its product as uncharacterized. Lineage: Eukaryota; Metazoa; Mollusca; Cephalopoda; Octopoda; Octopodidae. The record is from RefSeq and is a predicted model, not a curated record.